GUUGUUUUCAUAUUUAUCAGCAUGUCAAAAGGUAUCGCUGUAUUUAGAAUCUUAACGAACGGCGUAAUGGAAGAUAACUGACAUGUAACUGGUUUGUCUUCAAAGGCCAAGGCUAAACCGAUGAAAGACAGUAUGACCUAUCGUACCUUCGAAUUAAACUUCAUUUGCUACAACGCCCGAGUACUGGCGCAGAAGCAAGGACACACCUGGAGAUAAGAGUGUCGUCUGCUCCUCAAACAUCAGACGACAUUUUAAACAAGUGAGUAAACCGGUUGAGCAUUUCGCGCAACUUACAAAAAAGGUUUAUUUACACAUAUCCGUGCUGCACGAUUGAGAUAACAGUGACUAAUGAAGAAAACGUCUGCCUGCGAAGUUCUCCUUGUUUAGCCCAUGCAUGGUAUUGUCGAGAUAUACCUCUCCAACGCCCGAAGCGUUAUUUCAACUCAUAUCCAUCGGACUGUUUAAACAACACUAUAAAGACGUGUGUUGGUCUGUGUCAGGAGCUGCCCCAAAGCCAGAGCUUUCGGUGAUAUAGACCGGCGUACUGCCUUCAAAGCAAAGCGCGUGCACAUCUGUCUGGUGUGUAUUUCACAUUAAAUAUCAACCGGCAAAGCUAACGGCAGCAACAUGGCGAUGCAGGAGGAUAUCGAGCUACCGUAUCUCACUGAUGGAUACCUGGGCAAGCAAAUGAAGUUUGACAGCUAUGGAUUAAUCACUGUUUCCCACCCUGAUCCCUUUAUCAAAAUGGAUUCGGAUCGGGUCGAGAUAAUCAUCGGAACAUCAGAAAAGAUUCGAAUGACGACGAAAAUGAUUUCCAUGGGGACGAAAAAGGAGUGUAAUGAAUAUAGCCUUGUCAGAAUUCAAGGUCCCAAUUUCUGCUUUCUUCUCCGGCCACCAGUUCAAGGAUUCUAUAAAUUCCAAAUCUACGCCCUCCCGUCGGGCGAGGCUGGACCUCAGAUGCAAGGAGUCAUCAACUAUGUUGUCUAUUGUCCAGGGCUGGCCGCCGAUGUCCAGCCUUUCCCGAAACAGUACCCUCAGUGGAAAGAUGGCUGUUACCUUUUCGAGCCCUACAGCAUCCCCAAAGGUACCAGAGAGCCUGUUGGGUUCAAGGUCUACGUUCCAAAGGCCAAAGACGUGCAGGUGAAGGUGGGAAAUGAUUGGAACCCGCUUGAACAGACCGAGCCAGGUACAUUUGAAGGCACUGUGGACCUCAGUAAUAAUUACCCCCCAAAUACUUUGGCGAAACUCAAUGUUAAAUAUAUGGGGAAUAACUACAAUACAUUGUUGGAAUAUAAACUUUGAACUUUCAACAUUCAUUGUUCCUUGUUGGGCUGUGCCCGUUUUACGGAUUUUCACGAAUUAUUUUUGGAGUGUUUUUUAGUUGUUUCUCACAUUUGUUUGUGUUACACAAAUGGCCGCACUUCUUCAUGGGAUGGAAGGUCUCAUUUGCAACAGAUGUAUGGGCACAAAGACAUUCUGAUAUUUUCCACUUGAUGCUGUGACUUUUCUCGAACAGUAUCCCUCUCUCGAAGUAUACCGUGGGUACGACAAAAAAUGUUUUACAAAGUAUCAUUGAAUGUUUAAUAUUCCAAUAUUUCGGAUUACUGCAGGUCUUGAUUCUGAAAUCAGGUACGGGUUUAUUGUGUGUAUGAUAAUUUAAUAAGGCUCUGUCAGCUAACAUAUCAAAUGUAAAUCUCCACUUUUUACACAAUAUAUUUGCAUAAUAUUCUUUUUAAUCAUACUGUUACACACUGAUUUGUUCCAAACGGAAUAAAAUUUUGCAUAAAAA
Messenger RNA from Haliotis rufescens (red abalone), 1789 nucleotides. RefSeq lists its product as uncharacterized. Bases 628 to 1302 code for a protein of 224 amino acids. Lineage: Eukaryota; Metazoa; Mollusca; Gastropoda; Lepetellida; Haliotidae. The transcript has a single exon. The record is from RefSeq and is a predicted model, not a curated record.